GGAAGAGCUCUACGCUAUGGUUAUUAAAAGCCCAACACAUCUAUUUCAGUCAGACAGUCUUCUGGGUUUGUAAUAGUUUGACAGCAUGUGGUUCACAAUUAUUCUACUUCAGCUUCUGCCUCACUUCACCCUCAGCGUUCACUGUCCCGGUGGGUGUGUGUGUGACAUUCGGGGCUUUGUAAAAUGCACAGGUGACAUCACCGCAGUACCUCCCCUUGAUCCCACCACCACCUUCCUACUCCUGCUCAAUGACACACAAAUACAACUUCUCCAAGAACGCAGCUUCCAGCCCUUCCACCUUCUUCUGCGAUUGAGGAUCACCCACAGCUCUCUCGACACCAUCCAUCCGGAAGCCUUCUAUGAUGCUCCUCAGCUACGCUCCAUCAAAUUGUCAUCAAACGCCCUGUCUGUCUUCCCACCCAAGGUCUUCGGCGAGCUGAGCAACCUGGAGCAGCUCCAGCUAGAUGACAAUCAGAUCGUUUCCAUAAGUUCAGGAUUGUUUGAAGGGUUGCUUAAUCUAACCGAGCUGGACAUCAGCAAUAAUCACAUUUCCCAGCUGGACGCCGAUGUCUUCCAGAGUUUGACUAAGCUUAUUUUCCUAUACUUGGCGGGGAACCGAUUGAGAAACCUUCCAGGGAACGUCUUCCACAACCUUAGCCAACUUGAAAGUCUGGUGCUCACCUCCAACCAGCUGGAGACUCUUGAAAGCGGCUUAUUUGAUCAUCUAAACAAUCUGUUGGUCCUCAUGCUACAAAAAAAUCAGAUUUGUGAGAUACCUCCACACAUUUUCUGGCAUAUGCCUGCUCUUCACACCCUUUCAAUGUCAGGCAACAAACUCCAGUAUAUUCCACCCAGGAGCUUCUACUAUCUACCCAACCUGACCAAACUCACCCUUUACAAAAACCCCCUCAUCUCUCUACCUGAUCAGCUGGUGGGUCACAUGCCGCGACUCCAAGAACUUUACCUUUACGAAACCAACCUAGUCACCGUCCCCUGGAACCUUUUUGCAAACAUGACAGGCUUAAAAUGGCUCCACUUACACUUGAACGACAACCUGACGUCUCUUCCCAAAGAUCUCUUCUGUUGCCUGCCCAAGCUGAACAAGCUCUCCAUAAAACACAACAAUCUUCUGGAGCUGCAUCCUGACAUCUUCUCAAGUUUGCCUAGCCUUCAAAUACUAUUGCUAAAUGAAAACAAGCUUCGGACUCUUCCGGAGCAAAUCUUUAGGCAUACCCCACGUCUACAAACGCUUGACCUAAAAAACAAUCAUCUCAGGUAUCUAACUGGAGAUGUUUUCAUACAUGCUGGUGCCUUGAAGGUUCUCUCUUUGAGUGGCAACCGUUGGAACUGCAAUUGCAGCAUUAUGGGAAUCGCGGAAUGGAUUCAGGAAAACCCAACGAUCGUGAACGACUUGGAAAAAGGAGUAGUGUGCCGGGAACCGUAUAAAUUACUAGAUCGUCCAUUGCAGUCGUUGACCUACGAAGAUCUUCAGUGUGGUCCAACAACUUACAUGACCUCGACUUCUGUUGCCACGAAAGUGACUUCAUCUCCUCCAACAUUGACAAUAACAAGAAAAGACACUGGUACUACAGGGACAGCUCCUGUGUCUACAUCUAUCCUGCCAUUUACAAGUACUUCUGCAGUAACCUCUUUGUUUUCUCCUACAGCUGAAGAAUCGUAUAUUAUAAAAAAGAUUGGCUACAAUAACCAACCAGGGUUUUACAAUACGAUUGUCCUGGACAGUGGACCUGAUAUUGUGCAUAACAAUCAUUAUAACGGUUGGGUGUAUCUGUGGACUGUCCCGUCAACUGGUUUGUUCAGUGGCUUCAUGGUGGCUUUGUAUAUUGUUCUCUUGGUUGUUGGUGUAGUUAUUAUUGCGGCCAGUUUGUGUGCUUUGUAUAGGCUCCAUAAGGUGAUGUGGACAUUGGGGGAAGUUGCUAUAGAAGGUCACUAUCAGAGGAUCACAACUAAAAGCUACAAAUUCUAAAGAGCAUGUCUUGAUUAGAAAAAUGUUUUUGGUUGUUGCCGGUGGUCCAGACUCCAAUGAACUGGCUUGAAAAUUUCAGUCAUCUUCAACUCCACAUUUUCUAGUGACUCACUGCACUUAAAUUUUUCAGUUGGCUCAUUGGUUAAAUUGGCUGUUGAAAAUACUUGUUGAGUUGACUUGUUGAAUGAGUUUAUUGUUUGUAUUUUUUAAUUUAAUAAAAAUUUUGUAUAGUAAAACCCGAAGACGAUUUUCUUAUUUUUAAUGACUUCAGAAUUGGCACUUGGUAAAUCUCACUAUUUCUUUUAAGGGGUCGCUCAGCCAAAAAUGAAAAUUCUGUCAUCAUUUACUCACCCUAAACAAAAUUCA
Messenger RNA from Triplophysa rosa, 2353 nucleotides. RefSeq names its product platelet glycoprotein V. Gene Ontology annotation, cellular component: extracellular matrix. Lineage: Eukaryota; Metazoa; Chordata; Actinopteri; Cypriniformes; Nemacheilidae. The transcript is spliced from 2 exons. The record is from RefSeq and is a predicted model, not a curated record. The coding region runs from base 86 to 1987 and encodes 633 amino acids. Gene Ontology annotation, molecular function: protein binding.